This is a messenger RNA of Schistosoma guineensis, 943 nucleotides long. NCBI's taxonomy places the organism in Eukaryota, Metazoa, Platyhelminthes, Trematoda, Strigeidida, Schistosomatidae. The record is from the annotation of a GenBank genome assembly.
CUUGUCUUCUGGACUCAACUAACUGGGCUAUACAGGGAAGUGAGACAAAUCGAGACUCUAGGCCGUCCGGUAGAAAUUGACAUCAAUUUAAAGUCAUAACAAUUGGCGACGGGGUGGAGAAAAAUUUUGAACCUUGUAAUUGGACGCGAUUCAGGCUAAUUGUUUCGACCAAUCAGCAUCCAGAUUGUCACCAGCGUCCUUGAGCAACAUUGGUCAUUAUUCCUACAGUUAAUUUUCAUUGCUGGUACUGAAAAAAAAUGACUACCUGUUCCGAUCAAUUACAGCUUCUACUUGAGCAACAACAGCAGUGCUUCAAAAAUAGCCAGUUGAAUUUUUUAGAAAAUUUACGCACACUGUUGGUAAAUUUUCCAUGUUUCGGAAAUGCAACAGAAGUUGGUAAUUUCAUUUCUCAUCUGCAGACUGAGCUGGAAAACAACUGCAGAACAUAUGAAGCUGCCUAUAAAAGCCUCUGUGAAUCCCGGACGACCAGUGAUGUAAACGAGACAAUCAUUCAUGAUCCGCCCAGUUGUUCAGAAAUGUCAAAUUCAGAAACAUUCCCUGUUGUGGGUUCAAAUCCCACUGUGCCUGAAAGAUGUGAGGUAUCCAGCUUACAAGAAGAACCUCUCGUGUCAGAAAAUGUUUCCCGUGCAUCAAAUAAUGGUCAGAAAUCUAAUACGAAUUUCAAAGAUGCUGUUUGUUUUAGUGACCUAUUAUCCAGUGAUAGAAUUUUGAAGAGGUCUGAAGAAUAUGUUGCACAAGAAUCAAACCAUAAGGACCUCAUGUCUGGUGUCGCUAAUCCUCAUCAUCUAGUCAGUCUUAGUGAACCCUCUACUCAAUGCGCGAAAUAUGCUUUAAUUCGAAUCAGACUAACUGUUGCUUGGGUAUAUGAGGACCCAACGUUAUUUCGUGGGGGAGGAUGAACCCAGAAAAUUUCAAAAUCCGG